Daktulosphaira vitifoliae (grape phylloxera) is the source of this 1741-nucleotide messenger RNA. RefSeq lists its product as uncharacterized. The transcript is spliced from 3 exons. Gene Ontology annotation, molecular function: deSUMOylase activity. Gene Ontology annotation, cellular component: nucleus. Gene Ontology annotation, biological process: protein desumoylation. Bases 128 to 1018 code for a protein of 296 amino acids. Lineage: Eukaryota; Metazoa; Arthropoda; Insecta; Hemiptera; Phylloxeridae. The record is from RefSeq and is a predicted model, not a curated record.
UAAAACUUAGCAAAAUUAAAUAGAACUUUAAAAUAAAGUUGUUGUUAAAGAGUUUCAUAAAGAUAUUUUAUGGUUAUAUUUCUUAAUUUUAUAUAAAUUUUAUUCAGUAGAGCGAAGUUAUAUAACAAUGUGUAAAAAAAUUUUGCUUUGUACGUUUCUAUUAGUUUUAAUAAUUACAUUCAAAGUAUACGGUGCAAAAAAUAUGAUACAAGAUUGCUUAAAAUGUGGAAGUGGUAUUCCAGAUAACACAGAUAUUCAAAGACUAAAAGUUCCUUCUGCGCCUACGAAAGUAACGGAUGCUGUGAAGUCAUUAAGAAGCGGUAAAUUUAUAUUUGGAGAUGUAAUUGAUGAUGUUAUAAAUUGUUUUAUAAAAGAAAACAAGAAGGAAGACACUAUUUUAUACGUUUCGUCAUAUAUCUAUAUUUGUGUUCGUGAAAAAAAUUUUUCUCCUUUCAUCGAAUAUAUGACAAAUUUAAUAACUCAAGAAAAAACAAUUAUUUUAGUUAAUAUACACGUUGGUUCAUCAGCUUUCAGUUAUCAUUGGGUUUUGGGAGUAAUUAAUUUGGUUUCAAAACAAAUAAUUAUUUUAGAUUCAGAAAAAAUAAUUAGAAUAAAUUUAUAUGAAAUUUUACAUUUCAUAAUGUGUACUUACUUUAAUAUAAGAACAUUCUAUGAUAAUUCAAUACCCAAACCAAUUGCGAGUGAAUGGGAAUUCAUUCUUGCCAAAAAUGCCAUACGGCAAUAUAAUUGUACUGAUUGUGGUAUUUAUGUAUGUAUACAUGCUUAUCAUUAUAUAACCAACGAGAACUUCUUUCGAUUAAAUUCAAAUGAUGGUAGACAAUGGCUUUAUUAUUAUUAUAACAUGUAUAAUGAAAAUAAAACGUCUAUCUUAAAUGAAGGCUCUUCAUCCAAUCAAAAUUCACUAAGUGAAGAAGAUAUAAACAAUAUUAUUGAAAUAACUAAGCAAGAGAUAAAAAAGGUUGAAUACAACCAAGUUCAAUGUAUAAAUGUAGAAUAAAAUAAAAAAUAAAAAAAAAAUUGUUUUUUUGAUUUUGUUAUUAGAUUAUUAGAUAGUUAAAAUUAACUUUCUUUUAUUAUAAUAUUAUUUAAUAUUCACAUUAUACACUUUUAGAAUAUUUUUAAUUUUUAAAGAAGUAUAUUUAUUUGUUACUAUUUCUUAAUUUAUAAAAUUUUAACAGACGUGACUAGUAAAACCCAACAAAAUGGAAUGCGUGUUUUAUAUAUUAACUGUAUUAAUGAAUAAAAAUCAAAAAAUUUAUACAGAAUGAUUUUUUAUUAUACCCAUUUUAUUACUUACAGAAUAAAAAUUAUUUAAACAUGUUUUUGUUGGUUACCUUUAGUUAUAUAUUAUUUUUGAAUUUUUAGCUAUAUAAUUUUUUUUUUUGUUCAUCCUUUAUACCUUGUAUGGGUGUCAGCUUUUUUUUAAAUGGGAACAAAUUUGCAUAUUAGAUAUACAAUUUUACGCAGUAUUUACUGUCAAUUAUGACUAUCAAUAGAAAUAAUUUCUUUAUUGCCAGUUGAUGUAUUUAUUAACUAAAAAAAUUGUGCCGUAUUACCUUUGAUAAUAAAUGCUCCAUAUAUACAAAAGUCAACGUCAUAAAAAUACAAUUAGCUUGUUGUGUUUGUAAUUCCUCAUUUUAUUAUACAUGUGUGUUAUCUCAAAAAUUCAAAACCUAAAAAUUUGAUAUCUAAUAAACGAAAAAUCUUAUAUUAAAAAUUA